Lactuca virosa is the source of this 270-nucleotide messenger RNA. The record is from the annotation of a GenBank genome assembly. Lineage: Eukaryota; Viridiplantae; Streptophyta; Magnoliopsida; Asterales; Asteraceae.
AUGGGGGAUAAACAUAAACCAUGGCCAAUUGGUCCGGUUACGAUCUCACCUCUCUUCGAUUUUCUCUUCAUUAGCCUCGGCCUCUCGCUGCUCUUCGAUCUUCUCCUCGUCGAUCCCUGUGACUCUAUCUGUAUCGGCCUCUUGCUAUUGUCCUCUUCGAUCAUUCUGCACUCAUUGGCUCACGCUCGCCUCUUAAGUAGGUUUAUGAAUCAUCCAAUCGUUCAAGUAGGAUCACUGAAUCAUCAGAUUGCUGCUGAAUUCCUUUACUAA